UCCCCAUAUAACCCCUUCAUAAACGCUACUCAACUCACUACAUCAUAGUUGAUCUCUCAUAUCCUAGGAUCUACUCCGUAGCGCCUUUCCAAUCGGCACUUUCUUCUGUUUAGUUACUCGUCGGUAAUGCCACGUCUCCGAAGCGAUGCACAAUGAGACGACACAUGCCGCGUUCGCGGAGAAUGGCUGGGCCUUGCGCCCUUCAACAUUUACCACCUCGCUAGAUUUCUCUUCCCGUCAGUUCCGGAUCCUUAUAGUAACGAUUGUGGCGGCAUAUCCGAUCCUAGUCUCUCUGCUUCGGUUCCGCCGUGUCCGAUGGCUGCACCGGAAAUACCACUAUCCGACGCGCGAGUCCCUGUCGCGCAUGACCGAUAACGAUGCCUGGGAGAUCCAAAAGACGCUCUUGCAGUUCGAGUUUCCGUUUCUUUACAUCAAGGCUCUGCAGUUUGCAUUAUUCAGGACAUAUGGAAUUCCGACUAUCUCAAAACUUCUCACAAGCACAAGGCAAUUAUGUGACCCGGAGCUGUCUCUCAAGCGAUAUUCAGACACCACCGUCUUCGUCCAGGAGUUUAUCGGCUCGGCUCCGUCUUCAACCCGCACCCUCGCUUCUAUUGCGCGGACCAACUUCCUUCAUAGCGGCUAUCGGGCUUCCAACAAGAUCCUCGAUGAUGAUAUGCUUUACACGCUGGGUCUUUUUGCCAUUCAGCCGGUGCGAUUUAUCGAGAAGUACGAAUGGCGCGGCCUGAGUGAUAUGGAAAAGUGCGCCAUCGGGACUUUCUGGAAAAGCUUGGGCGAUGGUCUAGAGGUCAAGUAUGAUGUGCUUCCAUCGGGCAAGACGGGAUUCCGUGACGGUCUGCACUGGCUCGAAGAGAUCAUGGCUUGGAGCGAUGACUACGAGGUUCGCUGUAUGCUUCCGGACAUUAAAAAUCAUGAAACCGCUGCACAGACCACAGCUAUCGUGUUGUACAUGGUCCCGAGGCCGUUGCAGCAGAUUGGGCUGCAUUUGGUUUCAUUCCUUAUGGACGAGCGUCUCCGGAGGGCUAUGCUGUAUGAUGACCCACCGGAAUCGUAUGCCAAGGUGUUUGCAGUACUCCUGCGUGUGCGUCGAUUCGUGAUGCGCUAUCUGGCGCUUCCUCGACCCGAAUUUCUCCGCUACACUACCUUCACCGACCAUCCCGAUGAACAUGGCCUCUAUUCAUUCACCCAAUGGGAUGCUGCGCCGUACUACGUGAAGCCCACCAUUUGGAAUCGCUGGGGACCAACGGCGUGGCUCACCUGGAUCAUGGGUCGGCCGCUUCCCGGGGACGAGGGUAGCAAGUACUACCCUAGGGGUUACAACAUACCCGACGUCGGGCCCAAGAAUUUCAUGGGGAAGGGCCAAGAGUACCAGGAGAAGACCAUGGAGGGAUUGAAAGCCUCACGAACGGGUCAAUGUCCGUUCCAUUGAAGUGCCAUUUAGUGAGAACAUCUCGGCAUGACUGUGUUUUGUUCAUAUAGUACUCUCGUUUGUCCCAUUGAACUUUUUCAAUCCAGCCAACAAAUCUGGAAUUGGCGUGCAUAUGAUGGAUUUAGUAACUAGAUAUGGGGCAACUAGCAGAACAGGAUUUUGCGUUUCGGGUAUCCCAAGCACGCCAAUGCCACAUCUACAGGAAAAGAAAGCAUGACGACGUAAUGCAGAAGGUCGCAGGGUUCCUGUUGCUCGUUGACAAGGCUGUACAAUCCCAUUCCUAUUCCAGACUAGUGGCGCCAU
This is a messenger RNA of Aspergillus steynii IBT 23096, 1750 nucleotides long. RefSeq lists its product as uncharacterized. The record is from RefSeq and is a predicted model, not a curated record. Gene Ontology annotation, molecular function: oxidoreductase activity. The coding region runs from base 146 to 1447 and encodes 433 amino acids. NCBI's taxonomy places the organism in Eukaryota, Fungi, Ascomycota, Eurotiomycetes, Eurotiales, Aspergillaceae. The transcript has 3 exons.